Messenger RNA from Pyrenophora tritici-repentis Pt-1C-BFP, 198 nucleotides. Lineage: Eukaryota; Fungi; Ascomycota; Dothideomycetes; Pleosporales; Pleosporaceae. The record is from RefSeq and is a predicted model, not a curated record.
AUGCUCAACAUCUUCGACGACUUUUCUGAACAAGACCCCUAUUACUGUAUCGUCUUCGGACCAACACGAGGCAACGCCCAGGGAGCCCUGAAGGUCGUGUCAGAUGGAAGUUGGAAGCCAGCCCAUCACCACUGCAUUCGCUAUCAGCGAAAUGAAUCCGAAAGCAUGUGGCUCACAGCUUUGGAUGAGCAUGGGUGA